Messenger RNA from Heteronotia binoei (common prickly gecko), 2281 nucleotides. RefSeq names its product zinc finger protein 420-like. Gene Ontology annotation, biological process: regulation of immune system process; negative regulation of transcription by RNA polymerase II; regulation of cytokine production. The record is from RefSeq and is a predicted model, not a curated record. Bases 32 to 2281 code for a protein of 749 amino acids. The transcript is spliced from 4 exons. NCBI's taxonomy places the organism in Eukaryota, Metazoa, Chordata, Lepidosauria, Squamata, Gekkonidae.
CCUCCUAGGCAGAACUGGAAGGACCUCCUGGAUGCCUCCUCCACCAUCUCCUCUGUGUGCUGAAGGGAAAAGAGCCGCCAUGCAGCCCGCUCAGGCGGGGGUGUCCUUCGAAGAGGUGGCCGUGCAUUUCACCCCGGGGGAGUGGACCCUGCUGCGCCUGGCCCAGAGAGCUCUCUAUAAGGAAGUCAUGCUGGAGAAUUAUGGGAACGUGGCCUCUCUGGGACCUCUGAUUGCUAAACCGGUCCUUAUAUCCUGGUUGGAAGAAGAGGAAGGGCCGUUUCUCCUGGGCUCUGAUGAAGAGGAGGGAUCGACAGGAGUCGUGUGGGAGUCAGCGAAUGCAAUAGAAGAACCCCGACGGAUGGGAAAAGAGGAUGCCUAUUCAGAGGUGAAAGAGGAGUUUGAAUAUUUGGAUGCACCAAAGAAAGAAGAGGAGGAGGGAAGACGCCCACCAAAAGGGGGUGUUUUACAGGGGGGUGACUCUCUACAGCAAAGAGUCCGUCAAGAAGGCGACAAGAAUGAGUGCACUGCAAAUAGAGACAAUUUCACUGAAAUGUCAGUUAUUAAUAUUCAACGAAGGAAGUGCAACAGAAAGAAAAUCCAUGAAUGUCUGGAGUGUGGGAAAAGUUUCAGGCAGAAAGCACACCUUACUUCCCAUCUAAGAAUUCACACAGGGAAGCAAAUAUAUGAAUGCCCGCACUGUGGGAAAAGGUUCAGUCAGAGUGCAGACCUUACUUCUCACCGAAGAACACACACAGCGGAGAAGAAAUAUGAAUGCCUGGAGUGUGGAAAAAGUUUUCGUCGGAGUGCAGACCUUACUUCUCACCAAAGGACACAUACAGGGGAGAAGAAAUAUAAAUGCAUAGAGUGUGGGAAAGGCUUCAGUCAGAGUUCCAGUCUUACUUUCCACCAAAGACUUCACACAGGGGAGAAACCAUAUAAAUGCCUGGAAUGUGGGAAAAGCUUCAGUUCCAGUUCACACCUUACUUCCCAUCAAAAAAUUCACACAGGGGACAAACCAUACAAAUGCAUGGAAUGUGGUAAAAGUUUCAAACACAGUCAGAGUCUUACUUUCCAUCAAAGAAUUCACAAGGAGGAGAAACCAUAUGAAUGCCUGCAGUGUGGGAAAAGGUUCAGUCAGAGUGCAGACCUUACUUCUCACAGAAGAACACACACAGCGGAGAAGAAAUAUGAAUGCCUGGAGUGUGGAAAAAACUUUCGUAGCAGUUCACACCUCAGUGUCCAUCAAAUAAUUCACACAGGGGAAAGACCAUAUAAAUGCCUGGAGUGUGGAAAAAGUUUUCGUCGGAGUGCAGACCUUACUACUCACCAAAGGACACAUACAGGGGAGAAGAAAUAUAAAUGCAUAGAGUGUGGGAAAGGCUUCAGUCAGAGUUGUACUCUUACUCUCCACCAAAGACUUCACACAGGGGAGAAACCAUAUAAAUGCCUGGAAUGUGGGAAAAGCUUCAGUUCCAGUUCACACCUUACUUCCCAUCAAAAAAUUCACACAGGGGACAAACCAUACAAAUGCAUGGAAUGUGGAAAAAGUUUCAGACACAGUCAGAGUCUUACUUUCCAUCAAAGAAUUCACAAGGAGGAGAAACCAUAUGAAUGCCUGCAGUGUAGGAAAAGGUUCAAUCAGAGUUCACACCUUACUUCCCACCAAAGGACACACACAGGGGAGAAGAAAUAUAAAUGCCUGGUGUGUGGGAAAAGCUUCAUUCAGAGUAACAAUCUUACUUCUCAUCAAAGAAUUCACACAGGGGAGAAACCAUAUAAAUGCCUGGAGUGUGGAAGCAGCUUCAGGAAGAGUGGCCACCUUACUUCCCACCGAAGAACACACACAGGAGAGAAACCAUACAAAUGCCUGGAAUGUGGGAAAGCCUUUACUGUCAGUUCUGGCCUUACUUCCCAUCGAAGAAUUCAUAUAGGGGAGAAGCCAUAUAAAUGCCUGGAGUGUGGAAAAAGCUUCAGUGUGAGAUGCAGUUUAAUCUCCCAUCAAAGAAUUCACACAAGGGAGAAACCAUAUAAAUGUCUGGAGUGUGGAAAAAGCUUCAGUCGGAGUGGCAGUUUGACUUCCCAUCGAAGAAUUCACACAGGGGAGAAACCAUACAAAUGCCUGGAGUGUGGGAAAAGCUUCACUGACAGUUCCAGUCUUGCUUCCCAUAGAAGAAUACACACAGGAGAGAAACCAUACAAAUGCCUGGAGUGUGGGAAAGCCUUUACUUUCAGUUCCGGCCUUAUUUCCCAUCGCAGAACCCACAUAGGCGAGAAGCCAUAA